Molecule: messenger RNA, 444 nt
Organism: Xenia sp. Carnegie-2017
Lineage: Eukaryota; Metazoa; Cnidaria; Anthozoa; Malacalcyonacea; Xeniidae
Product: short-chain collagen C4-like
Exons: 2
Coding region: 1-444 (147 amino acids)
Source: RefSeq, a predicted model, not a curated record
AUGGUAACUUUGGUAAUCGGUGUAACUGAUGAUGGUUAUGGAUCUGGAAAACCAGGACCACCAAGGCCUAGAGGCCCAAGAGGAGCUAAGGGAGAUAAAAGUAGCCCAGGAGCUGCGGGGGCUCAAGGAGAUACGGGAGAGAAAGGUGAUGAGGGUCCUAGAGGAGAUGACGGAACUGAUGGGACCGAUGGAAGCGAUGGUGCGCCCGGGGCCACAGGAGCUCAAGGGCCUAAAGGAGAUGCUAGAGCCACAGGGCCUCAGGGACCUCAAGGGCAAGAAGGCAUUAUAGGUCUAACAGGUCCUAGAGGUCAUCAGGGGCCUAAAGGAUAUAUUGGAGCCACAGGACCUCAAGGGCCUAAAAGAGAUACUGGAGCCACAGGGCCUCAAGGGCCUAAAAGAGAUGCUGGAGCCACAGGGCCUCAAGGGCCUAAAGGACGUCAAUGA